AUGUCUCAGUCGCAGUUGCCCAUCAUUCAGCCAGCUGUUGAUAGCUCAGGCGACCAGGAGAACAAGCAGAAAAACAAGCCCAAGCCCAAGACCUUGAAGAAGGUGCUUCCUUCCGGCCCAGGCUUUCAGAUGUACCAGAACGCAGCCGUAGAGGAGCUCAAGAUCCUCGAGGAUGUGAACGAGGGCAUGGCCUUCAAGACUGCUCUUCGCGCCGUCUCCCCCAAUUUAGAGAAGAAGGCCAUCGACAGAGCCAUUGCCCAGGUCUUCAUGAACGCCGACAGACUUUCAUCUCACAAAGCCCACAUUACCGAGACCAUCUCGGGUCUCCUUCUUCUUGCCGCCAAGGAAACGGAUUGGAUCAUUGCCGCCAAGAAAGAGAUGAAGCCCACCGUCGCUGCCAAGGUCCUGACGGCCCUUUACGAGGGUCGAAGAAUCGCCGUCAAAUUCUCCCGCUACCAACAACACCCGAUCGAGAAGUACGAGGACGAGACUACGACUGCCCUCGCCAUCGACAGGUUCCGCAACGAGAAGCCCUGCGACGAGCCCGAGGAGAUCUUUGCCGACUUCACCGAUGAGCAGCGCAAGAAGAUGAUGGGCAAGAUCAUCCGACGUGAGAAGGCCGACUGGGAUGGAGCGCACGUGGAUGAAGACAGUGACACCGAGAUGGGUUUGGACGACGCCAAGGACUUUGAGGAGGCGCACAAGGCAGCCCCCUGA
Colletotrichum abscissum is the source of this 717-nucleotide messenger RNA. RefSeq lists its product as uncharacterized. The coding region runs from base 1 to 717 and encodes 238 amino acids. The record is from RefSeq and is a predicted model, not a curated record. The transcript has a single exon. Lineage: Eukaryota; Fungi; Ascomycota; Sordariomycetes; Glomerellales; Glomerellaceae.